Molecule: messenger RNA, 4652 nt
Organism: Empidonax traillii (willow flycatcher)
Lineage: Eukaryota; Metazoa; Chordata; Aves; Passeriformes; Tyrannidae
Gene: RAPGEF1
Product: Rap guanine nucleotide exchange factor 1
Exons: 26
Coding region: 55-3732 (1225 amino acids)
Biological process (GO): Ras protein signal transduction; positive regulation of GTPase activity
Cellular component (GO): plasma membrane
Molecular function (GO): guanyl-nucleotide exchange factor activity
Source: RefSeq, a predicted model, not a curated record
CCCGGCCCCCCCUACGAGCGCCGCCGGGCCCGAGCGCCGAGCGCCGGCUCCGACAUGUCCGGCAAGAUCGAGAAAGCAGAUUCUGAGCGUUCUCAUCUCUCCUCGUUCACCAUGAAGUUGAAGGGCAAGUUUCAUUCACCAAAAAUAAAGAGAACACCUUCAAAGAAAGGAAAACCAGCUGACCUGACAGUGAAAACACCGGAGAAGUCAGUGAACAAAAAUGUAUCCUGGCUGGAGGAGAAGGAGAAGGAGGUCGUCAGUGCGUUGCGCUACUUUAAGACUAUUGUGGAUAAAAUGGCAAUUGAUAACAAGGUGUUAGAGAUGCUGCCAGGCUCGGCCAGCAAAGUGCUGGAAGCCAUCCUGCCCUUGGUGCAAACUGAUCCUCGCAUCCAGCAAAGUUCUGCCAUCUCGUCCUGCUACAGCCGCGUGUACCAGAGCCUGGCCAACCUCAUCCGCUGGUCUGACCAGGUGAUGCUGGAGGGGGUGAACUCAGAAGACAAGGAGAUGGUGACAACAGUGAAGGACGUCAUAAAAGCUGUUCUGGAUGGAGUCAAGGAGCUGGUCAGACUCACGAUUGAAAAGCAGGAGCAUCCCUCUCCCACAAGCCCAGUUAAACCCAGUUUACCAGCAUGUAAAUCUGACAGCCCAUCAGAACUUCCCCUUACAGACCGAGAAAUGGAGAUCCUCAACAAAACAACCAAUAUGACCCAAUCCAACGAGCUGCUGACUGACUCCAUGGAUGAAGAAGUUGCACCUCCUAAACCCCCUCUGCCCAGCAUUCGUGUGGCAGAUAACAGCCCUCCACCAGCACUGCCCCCUAAAAAACGUCAGUCGGCACCUUCCCCGACCAGAGUGGCGGUUGUGGCCCCGAUGAGUCGAGCUACCAGUGGGUCCAGUUUACCUGUUGGAAUCAACAGACAGGAUUUUGAUGUUGACUGCUAUGCCCAGAGAAGAUUGUCAGGGGGAAGCCACUCCUAUGGGGGGGAAUCUCCUCGUCUCUCACCGUGCAGUAGCAUCGGCAAGCUCAGCAAGUCUGAUGAGCAGCUCUCGUCCCUGGACCGCGACAGCGGCCAGUGCUCCCGCAACACAAGCUGUGAAACCUUGGAUCAAUCAGAUCACUAUGAUCCAGACUAUGAAUUCCUGCAGCAGGACCUCUCCAAUGCUGAUCAGGUACCUCAGCAGGUGCCAGGUAUCCUCAGCCCAUUGCCAGAGUCCUUGGGUGAGUCUGGCUCCCCUUUCCAUGGACAUGCUUUCCAGCUCCCGCAGGGCAGCUCUCCUCCCCUGGAAUUCUGCAGCCUCUCGGGAGCAGCGCCGCCCACAGAGACUCCUCCAGCUUUGCCAGAAAAGAAGAGGAGAAGUGCAGCCUCCCAGACUUCUGAUAACUCAGGCUGCAGGGUGUCCUAUGAGAGACACCCUUCCCAGUACGACAACAUCUCCGAGGAUGACCUGCAGAACGCUGUGGUUGUCCCAUCAAUACCCUUCACGCCGUUUGCUGCUGUUUUGCCUUUCCAGCAAGGAAACUCUUCAGCACCAGUGGAAUUCAUUGCUGACUUUGCUGCUCCAGAUUCUAACAGUGACCCAGAAAAGCCACCACCUCUGCCAGAGAAGAAAAACAAACACAUGACGGCCUACAUGCAGUUUGUGGAGGACUACUCAGAGCCACAGCCGUCCAUGUUCUACCAGACCCCUCAGAACGAGCACAUCUACCAGAAGAAGAACAAGUACCUCAGGGAAGUCUAUGGGAUCAACGACUCCUUUAUCAGCUUAGACCCCGCUCAAGACCUGGCGCCUCCUCCUGCUCUCCCACCGAAACAGAGACAGCUGCAGGCCUCCUAUGCUGCCUCUUCUUUCUCUUCUGUCUCCUACUGUGUCCAGCAAACUAAAGUGCCCUUCACCCCCGAGGACUCCGGUGCCACUCAGGGCCUCACUAUGUCAGUCUCUAACUCCUUUCUCAGCCGGCACAGCUCCUUUCCUGUGCACUCGUACAAAUCCGUGUUUAGGUCCUACUCCCAGGACUUUGUGCCUCACAACCAAGUCUCCAUACCUCCUUUCCUGUCUUCUACCUCCUCCUCCUGCUCCACCCCGCCUUUUCCGCCCGUCCAUCCAUCUCCGAGCCCCGACCUGGCGGUGCCCGCCGCAGCCAGCCAGUCACCCAGCACUGUGGAUGUGCCAAACUCCUCUUCUCAGGAGAGCAGCUUUAACGGGAAUGCUCCUGUCUGCCUUCCUUCUGAAACCUCUUUCACUGAUUCUCUCCAGACGCCUUCGAGUGAAAACGCCAGUGAGGAGGCUGGUGAGGGUGAAUAUGUCAAUCUGUAUUCCUCUGGCCAGAGCAACGGGGAACUCCCUCGCUCUGAAGGAGAAUCUCCCUCUGUCAAAGACUCCAAAGACUCCUCUGUGAACAGCAGUGCCAUGGGGAAGGAGGGCAAAGAUGGUGCUGACAGGCAGCCACAGUCACCAGAUACUUUGGAAUCAUCACAGCUGGAGGAAGAGGUAGAUGAGCUGUCCCUUAUUGACCACAGUGAAAUCAUGGCUAGAUUAACACUGAAGCAAGAGGGGGACGAUGGGCCAGAUGUCCGUGGUGGAUCCGGAGACAUCCUGUUAGUGCACGCGACGGAGACUGACAGGAAAGAUCUGGUGCUGUACUGUGAAGCCUUUCUGACUACAUACAGGACAUUUAUUACCCCUGAAGAGCUCAUCAAGAAGCUGCAGUACAGAUAUGAGAAGUUUUGCCACUUCCCGGACACGUUUAAGAAGCGAGUCAGUAAGAACACCUUCUUCGUGCUGGUGCGAGUGGUGGAUGAGCUGUGCUUAGUGGAGUUGACAGAGGAAAUUCUCAAGCUGCUGAUGGACCUGGUCUUCCGGCUGGUCUGCAAUGGGGAGCUGAGCCUUGCCAGGGUGUUACGCAAGAAUAUCCUUGAUAAAGUGGACCAGAAGAAAAUGCUGAGCUACGCCAACUCCAUCAAACCUCUUGCAGCCCGAGGGGUGGCAGCCAGGCCAGGGACGCUGCAUGAUUUCCACAGUCAUGAAAUAGCCGAGCAGCUGACCCUCCUGGAUGCUGAACUCUUCUAUAAAAUCGAGAUCCCAGAAGUUUUGCUUUGGGCAAAGGAACAAAAUGAAGAGAAGAGCCCCAACCUGACACAGUUCACAGAGCACUUUAAUAACAUGUCCUACUGGGUCCGUUCAAUAAUUAUGCUACAAGAGAAAGCCCAGGACCGAGAGAGGCUGCUCCUUAAAUUUAUAAAGAUUAUGAAGCACUUACGAAAGCUGAAUAAUUUUAAUUCCUAUCUGGCCAUUCUUUCUGCACUGGAUUCUGCCCCCAUCAGAAGGCUGGAGUGGCAGAAGCAAACCUCAGAGGGCCUGGCUGAGUACUGCACCCUGAUCGACAGCUCCUCGUCCUUCCGUGCCUACCGAGCGGCUCUGGCCGAUGUGGAGCCCCCCUGCAUCCCGUACCUAGGCUUGAUUCUGCAGGAUCUGACCUUUGUUCAUCUGGGAAACCCCGAUUACAUUGACAGCAAAGUGAACUUUUCCAAGCGUUGGCAGCAGUUCAACAUCCUGGACAGCAUGAGGUGCUUCCAGCAAGUACAUUACGACAUCAAAAGAAAUGACGACAUAGUGUCAUUCUUCAACGACUUCAGCGACCACCUGGCUGAGGAGGCCCUGUGGGAACUGUCCCUCAAAAUCAAACCUCGCAACAUUACGAGGCGGAAAACAGAUCGAGAAGAGAAGACCUAGGAGGAGGGGUGGUGCGAGCGAGGAGAAUUGCUCCGCAGAGGCGCCGAGGGCAGCUAUGAGACUGGAGUUCAAUGUUUGUACCUGUCACUGGAUGACACACCCUCCCUCCCAGCUGGCAGCCAUCCCUGGGGGUGGGAAUGCCGGGCGCUCGCAGCCAGCCGGAGGUGACCGCGCGCGGCCGCCGCCGAGGGCAGAGAUCGGCCGGUGCUCGCUGCACCCGCCCUCCUUCUCCUCCCGUCCCUCUGUGCCAUGAACCAGCUUUAAACCCGGGGAGAGAGCUGUGUGGAAGGAGAGUCCUGCGCCAGCGUGUUGGUUUGCUGGCCCGUUCCAUCCGGGAAUAGCCCGGCUUCUGUUUCCAUCCACAAAGGAAGGUCAGCGAGAGCUCAGCGCCGACAGACUGUCUCUGGAGUGGCGUCGGGCAGGAGCAGCCGUGGAAGCCAAGGGUUUGAGACUCCCCUGCAAUGCCACCUCCGAACGUGUUCAUCCAUAGGAGAUGAGGAUGGAAGUGUUCCUGCUGCCUGCCAGAGGAGCUCUGCUUUCAGAGAGCUGCUUGUGUUUACAGGGGUCUUGGUUCGCCCCAGAUCUCUGGCGCCUUCUCCGUGGGAGGAAGGCACCGGUCGUAGAUACGGAAGAGGCACUGAAAACGUGGGCAGGGACCCGCCAUCUCCAGUCAUCACAUCCCCCUCCUCCUCUCAGAUCUCGUUAUUUAAGCAACGGUAAAUCCCUCUGGACCUGGAAACUCGGACUACCCAGGUACUGCGGGUCACUGUCCGUGGCCCCGUGUCUCUUAGCGAUGGUACUUAGCUUUUGCACAGGAAAUGCUGUAGUAUAUGGACUGUACAUACUAGUGUUUAGAAUCCUUUGGGGAUUUUUGAUGCAUGUCUGAAUACCGAUGAAUUUAUAGGAAAAAAAAAAAAAAA